Molecule: messenger RNA, 1380 nt
Organism: Trichoderma reesei QM6a
Lineage: Eukaryota; Fungi; Ascomycota; Sordariomycetes; Hypocreales; Hypocreaceae
Exons: 3
Source: RefSeq, a predicted model, not a curated record
AUGGAGAUUCAGCGCCCUGAAUUCGUCAACUACACUUUUGUCGGUUAUGUGCCCAAUCCAGAUGGUCGCGGCACUCUUUCGCUGCUCUUCUCAUGUCUCCUGACGCUCAGUUUGUGCGUUUGGUCCGCUAUCCACUUGGAUCUCCCACCAUACGGUGAGAGCGACAUUGAGUACACCUACAGAUAUCUGAAAUGGGGCGUACUGGGGAUAUUUGGGCCCGAGCUCGUCAUCUGGGCGGCAUGGCGCCAGUUCAUAUCCGCUCGUACACUGACCAAGUUUAUCAAGGAGGUUGUGCCCAGCAACAACGGCCCAGACAUGAGCGGGAGACAGCGGUGGACCAUGGUCCAUGGCUUCUAUGCAGGCAUGGGUGGCUUCGUCUUCGAUACAGCCACCCCGGAAAUGCUACACGGUCCACCAUUCAUACCCCAGCGGCGUCUCCAUGUAACCCCACGAGGGAUCCAGCUCCUCGCGAGAUGCGGCCUGCUGCCCGACAUCUCCGUCGAAGAGAUCAAAGACAAAAGCAAAACCGACGGGUCGGGAAAGCUCAUCUGCUGUAUCCAAGUCGGCUGGAUGGUGGUGCAAGCUAUUGUGCGAGUAGCAGCGGGUCUUCCGAUAAUGCCGCUCGAAACAAACACCAUCGGACACGUUGUUUGUGCAUUGAUCAACUAUGUCCUCUGGUGGUAUAAGCCAAAAUGGAUCAAAGAGCCCACGAUACUAAGGGGAGCUUGGACGCGAGAGAUAUGUGCAUUCAUGUACAUGUCUAGCCAAGUCAGUCAGGAGAACAGGGCCAAUCGAGACGUUCUACGCGACUUUGGCGUCAAGACGGAAAUGAGCGGAGUGUUAUACACACCGAGUCACUCCAGCUCAGAGGAUAUACACUGCCAUACAGGAUCCGAAGAGGAUAUUCAAUCUACGCCACCAAACAGGGCAUUUGCAACGAAAGGAUACAUGGCAUUCAACGAUGAAUUUGAAGCAUCAGGGCAGACUCUUCACAUAGAGGAUGCCGUUACCAAGACGACUACAUCGGCCAUGCGGGACGUCAGAUGGCAGCUCGCCUGCGACGCUAUCGAACGAUACCCAGCCAUUCACGAACGUCUCGACCCAAGCGACCAUGCUAAGGCAAACCCAAACCUAAGCUGGUGGUGUAUAUCAGAAGAGCUCGUCGUCGAACGUCCCCGAAACUGGCCCGGCGAUGACCUGCUGCGUCACAUGCAGGGCCACUUAAUGGGAAUUAUCCUAUGGAGUUCCAGCACAGUAUACGGCGCCGUUCACAUCGCCGGGUGGAACGAGAUAUUCCCUACGACGAUCGAGUCCUGGUUUUGGAGAGCGUCGGGCGUCUACAUUGUCUUCAGCGGAUUGUUGUGGUCGUUGCUGAACCUC